Messenger RNA from Gigantopelta aegis, 744 nucleotides. Its product is annotated as glutamate--cysteine ligase-like. Gene Ontology annotation, molecular function: glutamate-cysteine ligase activity. Gene Ontology annotation, cellular component: glutamate-cysteine ligase complex. The record is from RefSeq and is a predicted model, not a curated record. The transcript is spliced from 9 exons. Gene Ontology annotation, biological process: glutathione biosynthetic process. Lineage: Eukaryota; Metazoa; Mollusca; Gastropoda; Neomphalida; Peltospiridae.
AUGUCUCACUGUGUUUCCAAGGUAACCAUUCAAGGAUAUGAUAUUCAUGAAGCACGUCAUUUGUAUGAUCAGUUAGCAGUUUUCUGUCCCAUUAUGUUGGCAAUGACUGCUGCUUCACCUAUUCACAGAGGGUAUUUAUCUGAUGUUGACUGUCGAUGGGGUGUUGAUGAGAUAUUAGCCAAACAUAUUGCUCAUCUAUUUAUACGUGAUCCUGUUUUUGUGUUUGCAGAGAGUCUUGAACAUGAGGAUAUAGAAAAUGAAUCUGAUCAUUUUGAGGUAUAGAUUAGCACUAAUUGGCAGAGUAUGCGAUUUAAACCUCCUCCUCCUAAUUCAAAUAUUGGUUGGAGAGUAGAAUUUAGAGUCAUGGAAUUACAAGUCACUGAAUUUGAAAAUGCUGCCUUUGCUAUAUUCAUUGUAUUAUUAACACGAGUUAUACUUUCAUUCAAACUAAAUUUCAUUGUGCCAAUAUCAAAGAUGGAGGAGAAUAUGAGAUUGUCUAUAGAACGAGAUGCUAUACAUCGUAAUCUUUUUUUAUUUCCUCUGGAUGUUGAUGUCGAGACCUGGUCUAUGCUGAUGGAGUAUUUAAAAUUUUUGUCUGACAAAGCUUCAGGAGCACUACCGACUACUGCAACCUGGAUAAGACAAUUUGUACAUACACAUCCUGACUACAAGCAUGAUUCAGUUGUUGGUGACAAAAUUGUAUACGAUCUUAUCAAACAUUUAUCUGAAAGAAAAAUUCCAUAA